AUGUUCAUGGGCUACGAAGAAGCGUCAAAAGCUAAUCGAAUGUACGACAUUGAGGCGGACCAAGUGGUGAUCAGUCGUGACAUCACCUUCGACGAAUCGACUUUUGACUUUUCGAUGGACCGACCAAGUGACGAUGAUGAAGAUGCGGAGUUGGACCUCGACCUCCUGGCGAUCAACGAGGACGACGUGCGUCAACCCGUCUACAAGCAGACUGGCAAGCGCAAGAGUGAAGCAAGACCCGGCAUGUCACGUUCAGCUCGCCCUCGAACUGGGUUGGAACAAGCAAGUGCGCCGGCACACGUCUCCAACCGUCACCAGAAACGACGAUCAAGUGCUCCAGAAACGAUGUCUGAUGACGAAGAAGAGGCAAGCGUCUACGAUCAAGAUGACGACUUGACGCCUCCAACAUUUUGGCGUGCAAGUGCAAACGCAGUGGAAGCAACGGACCUAGCAGAACCUGUGACUUUUCAAGACGCGAUCAAUGGUCCUGAUCAAGCUCACUGGCGAAAUGCUGUGAAUGCGGAACUCAAGUCGAUGCACCUUCGUGGAGUUUUCCGUGCGGCAAAACUGCCAAGAGGUCAAGGCGCGAUCGGCACCAAGUGGGUGUUCAAGAUCAAGCGCAAAGCGGAUGGAUCGGUCGAGAAAUACAAGGCGCGUCUCGUUGCCAAUGGCUUCAAGCAGAAGUACGGCAUCGACUACACAGAGACGUUCUCGCCCGUGGUCAAGUACGUGACACUGCGUAUGGUGAUCGCGAUCACCAAGUAUUUCGACUGGCUACUGGACCAACUCGAUGUGGUGACAGCCUUUCUCUACGGAGUGAUGAAGGAGAAGAUGUACUGCGUGAUAUCAGAAGGCGUCGAGAUGGAUGGCGAAUUCGACUGUCUCGAGUUAGUGAAGGCGAUCUACGGUCUCAAGCAAGCUUCACGUGUGUGGAACGAUACUUUCUACGAGUUCGUAUGCUAUAUUGGUUUCAAAGUGUCGGCGUUCGACCCAUGUCUCUACAUCAAGGUUGUCGACGGUCAUUGUGUGCUCGUGCUGGUCUACGUGGAUGACGUGUUGGUCACCGGCAGCUCGCUCGAGUUGAUUGCGCAGACGAAGGCCGACCUCAAGACGCGUUUCGAGAUGACCGACAGUGGCAAGUGUACUUUUGUACUGGGCAUCGAACUGGUGGACGAAUCGGAUGGCAGCGUGAAGAUGUGCCAGCGACGGUAUGUCAACGACAUCCUCAAGCGCUUCGGCAUGGAUGAGUGCAAGGCCACAGCAACUUUGAUGCACUUGACGACUGCGACGCGCCCGGACAUUGCGUAUGCUGUGGGGUACGUCUCGCGCUUCAUGGAGAAUCCGCAGCAAGAACAUUGGACGGCGGUGAAGCGCAUCUUUCGUUACUUGCAAGGGACCAAGUCGCACGGACUCCGCUUCCAGCCAAGCGACAAGAUCGACUUUCGUGGCUACUCGGACGCGGACUGGGCCGGCAACCACGCUGAUCGCAAGUCGACUUCGGGUUACACUUUCAUGCUGAUGGGUGCUCCUGUGAGUUGGGGAAGCAAGAAGCAGUCAAGUGUGUCGCUGUCGACGAGUGAAGCGGAAUACAUCGCACUGAGUCUGGCCAUCCAGGAAGGCAAGUGGGUGCAUCGCCUGCUAUGCGAGAUUUUGGCGGCCGCAAACGAACCAGGACCGGACCUUGUCAUCCGUGAAGACAACCAGUCGUGCAUCAAGAUGACGAAGAAUCCGGUGAAUCAUGGCCGCGCCAAGCACAUCGACAUCAAGUACCAUCACAUCCGUGAUGAGGUCAAGCGCGGUGAAGUGCAGCUCGAGUAUUGCGAGACUUCCGUGAUGAUGGCGGACAUCAUGACCAAGGGACUUUCGGGACCUCGCCACAAGGACUUGACGACGGCUCUCGGCAUUCGUGCGAGUCCGGAUUGA
Molecule: messenger RNA, 1923 nt
Organism: Peronospora matthiolae
Lineage: Eukaryota; Oomycota; Peronosporomycetes; Peronosporales; Peronosporaceae
Source: the annotation of a GenBank genome assembly